UACGCGGGCGUGCGAGCGUGUGAUGACAUGGAUGCUGGUAGAGGAAAGCGCGCAGUGAUUGUGAUCUCUUCCGAAGAAGAAGAAGAAGAUAAUGAUGAUGAAUAUGAGGAAGACGCGGGCGACGGGGACGACGAUUACACCGAUCGCGAUGACUCGUCCGAAUCCGAUGACACUGGCAAUGGUCACAACGAUGACGGCGACGAUGAUGAGUCCCUCGCCAACAAAGUCGUCGCCCUCCUUCGAGAAGGAAAUGACAUAGAAUCGUUGAAAUUGAGAGAAUGCAAAGCCUAUUUGCGGAAACACGGCCUCAGGAUAUCUGGGACUAGAGCUGUUUGUGUUGCGAGGAUACAGGAGCAUUGGGGGUUAAAAGAUGGAAACGGAUACAAUCUCUACCCGAGAUCAUCCUUUAUCAUUAAUUGCACUGGUGAUGUCUGCAAGGGAGAUGUCGUUUUGUUCAGACAGAAGGUUUAUGAGAAGUUUGAGAAAAAGACUCGGAAUGGAAGAGUUAUAGGAAGCAGAACUGUUGCUGGGAGAGUUGUUAAGGAAAGCUACGGUGCAGCUAAACAACAACACACCUUUACUGUUGAGGUGCUUUGGAGUAGUGGGGAUAGGAAAUUACCUCCACUUUUUCCUUUGCUUAUAAAGGGCCGAAAUCUCUAUAAACUGAAAACAUAUAGACAGAGAUGGAAAAAUGAAGCCGAUAGAGUUAAAGUGCUUUCUGAGAAGCACAGACGAGGUGAAGCUGCAAGGUCUGUGAGGGCAAUGAGGCAAAAGAAGAAACACGGUUAUGCAAAUGUAUCUAAAGGUAUAAAGCGGCAGCAUGAAACCCAGAAUACAAAACCAUCAAAAAAGAGAAGAUCAUCUGAACAAGAUAAGCUUAGGGAUGUUGGUGGCCGUAGAAGAGCUCAAGAGGCUGCUUCAUCAACUCAUACAACACGAAUGGAGAAUGCAACUUCGAGGUUUACAAGGGGAUGGCAUACGUCUGCUGAAUUUGAGAAUUAUCAAGUUCCAGUUCAUCCAUUUUAUGCUGAUUAUCAACACCACUCAUAUCCAUCCCAGAACAACUCUCAAUACAGGAAUAGGAAUGGUCCAAGUGAAUUCUUUUAUAACGAGAGGGACCAUAUUCCAUAUAUAACUGGAUUCCCAUUUUUCAGGCCUCAUGUAGGUCAAUUCGCAUCUAGAUCACAGGUGCCUAACAAUAGUCAUCUUGCUCGCACAAACCCUAGAUAUCUUUGAAUUUAGAAAAUGUUGGCAGGUGAUCAUCACAAUUAUCUCCAAGAACCAUGUAUCUCUGGAAAACAUAAGAGUUGCAGGCAAAAUCUUUUAUUUUGGCUUUAAA
Arachis stenosperma is the source of this 1339-nucleotide messenger RNA. RefSeq names its product zinc finger CCCH domain-containing protein 62. The record is from RefSeq and is a predicted model, not a curated record. Lineage: Eukaryota; Viridiplantae; Streptophyta; Magnoliopsida; Fabales; Fabaceae. The coding region runs from base 28 to 1236 and encodes 402 amino acids. The transcript has 8 exons.